Desarmillaria tabescens is the source of this 1503-nucleotide messenger RNA. RefSeq lists its product as uncharacterized. Gene Ontology annotation, molecular function: 2-oxoglutarate-dependent dioxygenase activity. The coding region runs from base 254 to 1366 and encodes 370 amino acids. The record is from RefSeq and is a predicted model, not a curated record. NCBI's taxonomy places the organism in Eukaryota, Fungi, Basidiomycota, Agaricomycetes, Agaricales, Physalacriaceae. The transcript is spliced from 9 exons.
GGGAAUUCCAUUGCUACCGCGGAUAGCCAAUCUCGUGCUCUGAUGGGCGUCUGAACUCAUCUUUGCGCAAUACAAUUUUUUCCCGUGGAAUGUGGUUCGCGAAGCUUGAUAUUGCGUGCUUUGCGGAGAAUGUUGCGCGAGACACGCAAUAGUAAGUCGCCGAUUGGCAUUUCAAACUGGUUUAGUAUAAUACAACUGAGACGCUGAGAAAGAAGGAUAGACAAUUGCUCCUAUUCAUCACCUUGUUCGUAGAAUGUCCGCCACGCUCACUGUCACUGAUACCGCCCCUGCCUCGCCGCCUCCGCUUCCUAGAUGGGAAGCACCGAAAGUGACUGAGGCGGAGGUGGAAUGGGCCGACAUACUUACAGUUGAUCUCUCGCUGUAUGAUACGAAUAAGAGCGAGCUUGUCAAGACUGUUGAGAAGGCACUCAGUCGCGACGGUUUCUUCUAUGUUGUUGGCCAUGGCAUUUCACCUGAAACUUUGAAUCGUCAGUUCUCCAUUGGCCAAUUGACUUUUGACGGAGUGUCCCGAGAGGCGAAGGAACGACACAGGGCUCCGAUCAAGGAGGAAGGCUCGUUUAUUGGCUAUAAGUUACAAAAUUACUGGGAGAUUAAAGAUGGUGUACGAGACAGAAUAGAGCAUUACAACUUUUACCUGGGCCAGAUAGACCCGACGAGUCGACACCCGAAGCCUUUACAGCCUUACGUCCCAGAAAUUAAGGCCUAUCUAGAUGAAACCCGGGAAAAGGUGUUGCGACGUGUCCUUAAUCUCAUCGACGGUGUUCUCGGUCUAGAAGAAGGUUAUUUGUGGAAGCUCCACAAGGAUACCGACGGGAAUACUGGUCAUGAUCUUCUCCGAUAUAUGAUUUAUGACCCUCUGACGAAGGAUGAGUCCGCAAAGACAAACGGCGUGAUGCUGAACGGGCAUACCGAUUUCAACAGCAUCUCCACGCUCGUGUCCCAACCUAUCACCGCACUCCAAGUCCUCAUGCCUGACAAUGUUUGGCGAUACGUCAAACACAAAGACAAUGCGCUUGUCAUCAAUAUUGGCGAUCAGCUAUCCUUCAUGAGCGGCGGUAUCCUCAAGGGAACAAUGCAUCGAGUGGUCAGUCCUCCCGAGGAUCAGCAACAGAAACGCAGGCUCGGUGUCUUCCAUUUCGCCCACUUCCUUAAUGACAUCCCUCUCGACCUGCUGCCAUCGAAGAAGGUCCACGAGGAGGGUCAUGUCAUUUUCCACGACCAAAUUCCCACCACUGACGGGUGGGAGACGGCCCGUAUCAAAAGCUACGGCACCGGUACGUUCAUCAAGGGAGAAGAAUAUGAUGUGGAACUUCUAGCAGGUAUCAAGAUUCGUCACUAUCACUGAACGGACCCCGAUCAAAAAUAUACCCUGCAACGUUCCCGGUUGUCUUGCUAGCAUAGAAGUGUACUUAUCCAGACUCGUGUACUUUUUAUUUUGUACUAUCCGUAACAAGUAAAUCAUCAAAAGUCUUGGUGCGAUGU